Messenger RNA from Camellia sinensis, 1394 nucleotides. Lineage: Eukaryota; Viridiplantae; Streptophyta; Magnoliopsida; Ericales; Theaceae. The record is from RefSeq and is a predicted model, not a curated record.
AACAGAUUAGAAAUCAUAAUGGAUUACAUUAAAAAUCUAGAAGUUUUAGGUCUAUCGAAGGACACAUACACAGAACAACCCUCGAUAUGCAGGCACAGAAGUAUAAUUCCUAUUUUGGACAGAUUAUAGGAAUGUACCCAUACGUACACAUAAUAGCAUACAGAGCUUUUCCUCAGAUUGACAAGAAGUAAGUUGAAUUCAACAAGAACCCGAAACAUGUGGACAAUCAAUACUGCCCAGGUCCUCCAUUAACCAAAUAUAGAAGCAUAACUAUGUAUCUUUUACUUUAUCUAUUCUUGAUACUUAUUCAGUUGUGCAAUUCGCAGAUACAACAAAUCAAUGCUUGUUCUAGGCUGGAUGCACAUUGCCUGGAUCUAGCUUCCAAAAAGCAGAUUGGGAUCAGCCGUAGAGUUGGAGAUCUCUAUGUGAUGGAAAGUCUGCAUCUUCCUCUGUCUUCCUCCCCCGUUGCACUUUUAUCUUUUCAGUUAGAUUCUCAGUCGAGUCAGUGUUAUUUAUGGCAUUCUCGCUUAGGUCAUUUGUCUGUUGACCACUUGCGGUCUUUAACUCAAUCAGAAUUGUUAGGUAAAACUUCUCCUAGUCAAAUUAAUGAGUGCCAAGCAUGUAAACUUGCUAAAAUGACAGCUUUACCUUUUAAUAACAGUACUUCUAUUUCUGCUUCCCUUUUUUUUCUUGUCCAUACUGAUGUCUAGGGACCUCCUCUUGUUCACACUAAAGGAAUAUAUUUCUCACAGUUGCAACAUCAGAACAAGGUAUAUACAACACAACAAUGCUUAUUUCUCCCUCACAAUAUUUUGGGCACGUCUUAACUAACCUAGGAUACAAUCCAAUGCUGUUGAGAAAGAGUCCCUGAAUACAAUGGAGAGCAAGAUUGACACCAGCAAGGGCCCAAGUUAGUCACGCCUGCAACUCAAGGAUUGGAUAUGGCCGACUUGAGUAUAUCAAAUGACCCAGAAGCAUUGAGUCAUUGUCCUCACUUUGGGUUUGGGAACUUGAAGAGGCCCUUGUUCUUUCUUUUCAAAAAAAUUUAAGUGCAAAAAGAUUAAAGCCUUGUUUGGAAACCUUAAUUUUUAUCCAAAAACCAAAACCACUACAAAUUGUCAAAUCAUUCUCUAGUUUUUUUCUGUACAAGCAAAAAAUCACUAAACAAGCCAAUUUCCAGAUAGAUACACUUGCUAGUAUCACUCUUUUUAACUUUACCAAUCUUGAAGCUUUAUCUCAAAAAUGUAAUACCAACAUGGAAAACAGUAAAUUCAACAUCCAGAAUUGCCAAAUAACAACCAGAUUAAGUAAUAAAUUAAGGAACAGUAACAUGAAUUGAAGGGUAAACAAGUUCAAUUGAAAGCAGAGAAGGUAUGUAUACUAGAUAGUAGAGA